Tarenaya hassleriana is the source of this 3350-nucleotide messenger RNA. RefSeq lists its product as uncharacterized. Gene Ontology annotation, molecular function: protein binding; chloroplast targeting sequence receptor activity; metal ion binding. Gene Ontology annotation, biological process: protein targeting to chloroplast. Gene Ontology annotation, cellular component: chloroplast outer membrane. The coding region runs from base 348 to 3146 and encodes 932 amino acids. Lineage: Eukaryota; Viridiplantae; Streptophyta; Magnoliopsida; Brassicales; Cleomaceae. The transcript is spliced from 12 exons. The record is from RefSeq and is a predicted model, not a curated record.
AUACGUAGCGGGGACUGAAUCGGUAAUUAGAUAAAUUCCACGUCACAGUUAUAAAUAUUGCGACUGUCUCAACGUUUUCCCUCUUCAUUCUUUUCCCUCUGCCUCACCAUCCCGGAGCUCUUUUUAUCGUUUUGCUUUCGUUUUUUUUCUUUCUCGUAUGCCAAAUCCAGAGAAAAUCAGAAGCUUUUUGUGGGAGAAAUCUGCGUGAUAAUGUCUUGGCUUCGAUUGCGAACCUUCGUUGACGUGUUCGUUGGUUUUGAUCUUUGGAUUUUGUAUGGAAUUUGAGUUUUUCGUGUGGAGAUUUUUGUGGUCGGAAGACGAUUUGGAGCUGAAUCUAGGGUUUGGAGAUGGAACUGCCGGAAACUCAGACAAUCGAUUUCACUGAAAUCUUCGAUUCCUUGUCUCCGAAACGCAUCCGUUCUCCGUACUCCGUCGGCAAACCGUCGCCGGCGAGAGCUCUCGACUUCACGGACGCAGAGAUUGGCGGCUUCCUCGAUUCCAUCCUGAGGAACGACAAAAGAGAGUUCAUCUCCCUCGCGAAGCGGCUCUUCACCGGAGAAGACGCAGACUCCGAGAGAACUCAGGCGUUGAAGCUUCUCAACCUCUGUUGCCAUUACGAUUCUGUCGACUGCGCCUCCUCCCUCAUCAACGGCGAUGCCGCAGGAGUCGUUCCGUACAUAAACGGCGUCGAGGCUGCGACGGGGCUCUCGCCUAUCCACGCGGCCGCGGAGGCUUACGCGCCGCGGUGCACGGCGAUGCUGCUGAAGCGGCGCGCUCGUACGGACGUCAGAAGCAGAGACGGACGCGGUUUGCUUCCCCUGGAGCUGUCCCUCAGAAGGAUUCAUGUGAUCUGGAAUCCCUCUGACUCUGUUGUACACUUGAUCCUCUCGAUUAGCGAAAAGGACUUGACGGCGGUGAAACUGCUUGCUGAGAAGACAAAAGAAUUGGAGACUCUGGCGUAUGCAAUCGCUGUCGAUGGUCUGAUUGUUCAAUUAGCUGCAUUGCUGGUCGUAGCAUCUCCCAAGAUCAAAGAUGCCACCGUGGAGUGGCAUGGCGCUGAUCCCUUGUCCAAACAGAAAAGAACAAUGUACGAGUCUGUCAUUCAAGAAGUGCUCGGGCGGCACUGCUGGUUUCAAAGCGGAUGCAGCCUGAAAAGAAUGCUUUUGCUUCGGGAGAUUGAGCUGCUUCAGCUCUUCGAUGCAGCCGUUUUCAGUGAACGUGUAGACAAUAAGCUGACCUCACCAUUGAUAACUGCAGCACUGGCAGGGGAUGAAGCCAUUCUUGAACUGCUUCUAAAGACCAAAAUAGAUGUCAAUGAAACAGAUUCAGAAGGCAACACUGCUCUCUUGUGCUCUCUGAAGAGCUCCUCUGUAUCAUGUAUGCAGCAAACCAGAAUUAUGUGCCUCCUUAUCGAACGUGGUGCAUGUCCUAGCCAAAGGAAUAAGUUGGGUUUCUGUGCAUUACACUUUGCUGCAGCAAAUGGAAACUUAACUGCUGUUGAGAUUUUACUCUUCAAUAACCCUGAUUCUAUCAACUUCAAGACUGAAAUCAAAGAGACCCCCUUGUUCUUUGCGGUGAAGAACAACCACCUUGCUUGUGUUGAGCUUCUUCUUCGAUGGGGUGCAAAUACAGAAGUCCACAAUUUGCGCAAACAAAGACCAAUAGACCUGGCAGAAUCACAAGACAUGAGAUUCAUGCUAAACCCAACGAACAUUAGUCGCUUUAGCCAGUCAAGUCCUGAUAGCGCACUUAGUGAACUUCCGAGAAGUACAGAUGAGGAAACCGUGUUUGAGAGAUGCCCUUCAAUCACCAAGUUAGAGAUCUGCAAGUACUACGAAUCUCCAACUGGUUGUGCCCGAGGGUCAAAAUGCUUUUACGUGCAUGGAGAAGAGGAGCUUCAACAACAUCCACCACUCGGAAGACCAGUUUCCACUGGAGGUCUUCUUCACUCGCCAGAAUCUGCUGAGAAUCUUACACCCCAAUCAAAUUAUGGUUCACAGUCAAGAAGACGUGGGUUGAUCACCUUCAAGAAUGAUAACUUCUCAGAAGCUGUUCAAGCACAUUGCCUGAGUGUCUCUGGAAAGGGAAUGGAGACUGAGACUGAUGUCGAGAAACCUCUCCUGCUGACCGAGAUUGGUGAGUCUGUAAGAUAUGGUGAAGAGAGGAACAACGAGAACAGACAAAAAACACAAAUGCAGACGAUCAACAAGACGACCCCAUUUGCAAAUCCCAGCCCUAACGACAAAGAGAACUACCCUUCUUGGGCUGAGAUGUUACUGCAUCACCAGCCAGCCAAACCUUGCACUUCUACAUCUAAAGCACAGGUCUUCGGUGACAAACCCAAACCAGUAUGGCUCAAAAAGUUCAUGACCUGGCUUCCCAGUUUCCUCCAGCAUGUAUCAGAAAAUGGAAGAGAAGCUGGUUAUCCCCUCUCAUCUCUCAAAGGUGACUUCCGAGCCAUUUUUGGCAUGGAACUUGAUCAUGCCUCUCUCGGUUACCACAAGCUCAGCGACUUCAUCAAAUCUUUUCCUAAGCUCUGCCAAAUGAAGGUCGUACCCAUAGGUAAAACUGGACCUGCCACACAUUGGGUACUCCUACCCAACUGUUCCCAACUCAAGGGAAGACCUCUGCAGCCACUGAUGAUAAAUCGCGAUGCCAAUGGAAUCAUCUUUGAUGACCCCGUCCUGAACCAUGGACCUAAACCAGCAUCGUCAUCCUCUGGUAUUAUAUGCAGUGACAGUUUCACACAGAACCCACAUGCCGCCUCUGAAACCUCAGAGCUGGGGUUACCCAACCAAGCAUGCAGUCGACAACUGAAACACCCGCUUCUUGAGACACUUGCAAGGGUUAGAAACAACACCUCCGUGUUCUUUCUCCGUGAGUUCGACUUUCGUCAAAGCUACGAGGCGUGUAUAAUGCAGGGGAUGUGCUUCUGGUGCAACAAGAACGAGCUGCAAUGGGCAAACUUCCCAUGUAGACACAAGCUCUGGUGCACCAACUGCAAACAAGAAGCUACCCGUGUUGCUGGGAGAUUUGACCACAGGUGUGUUAUCUGUGACACCAAGGUGGAAAGUUUCAUUUUGUCUCCACCAUUCGCAGAUCUCCCAAACAACAAUGAAUCCGCUCCUUCUCCCCUUCAAAGAUGAGAAAAGCUCCAGCAAUAGAAGUAGCCACUUCUGGGACUGCAUAGGAAGAAAAAUAACACACAGGAAAUCUACAAGCUCUGUCAAAUCAAAGAAUCAAGAAAAUUAGAAACAUCACAGAGGAGAAUCAAAGACAGAAGACAUACAUACCGUCUUUUUCGUACAGUUGAAUUCUUACCCAAGAACUCUUGAAAUGCAAGCGGAUGA